GCUCCCAGGGCAGUGGUUUCGAGAUUCUGAUCCGGUUGCGCUUUUUCUCCCCGCACGUCGCUGAGCCGCGCGGGCCGCCGUGCCCAUCCCCCCGCCCGCCCGCCCGCCCGCCCGCCCAGCUCGCUCGGCACGGCCAUGGCGGACUACUCGCUGGACGACAUCAUCCGGAGACGCGGGCUGCGCGUUAAAGGCAGACCGGUACCAAGUGCCAGGCCGGUUGCUGGUGGCGUUAAGUCACGGAUUGGAGAUCAGUUUGUAAAUGUAAGCACAAGCUGGCCAGCCAGCAGCUUUCAAAGGACUUUUGAUGCACGGCAGAAGAUUGGCAUCACAGACGCUCGGCAGCGGUUAACCAUGAGAGACGCUCGCGAUCGCUUGGGACAGAAGGAUAUGCGCUCAAAAAUAACCGGGGGAUCCUCAAAGGUUCUCGACGCACGUGAAAUGAUCAAUUCGAGGAAAAGCCAGGAUGGGAGUGAAAAGGGGCUGGCAGUGAAAAAGGUUUUGGAUGCUCGGGAGCGGCUGAGUGCCAGGAGAAGGACUCCAGCUGCGGCCACCGCUCCAGUGAGUGGAACCGUCAACACGGGAGGCAGGAUAACCAAAACAAUCCAAGUACCACAGAAAAAACCUUCUGCUCCCGUGCUGUCACAUCCCUUGGGAAUGCAAAUUAACGUGGUGAAUGACCAGAGCCCUGGCCAGGUUAGUGACGAGGAUAUUGAAGAGGAGGAGGAAGACCAUAUUUUACGUUCAAUACCCUUGGCAAACAAACCCAUGAAAGUCACCACAGUGGCAAACCACUUCACUCAAAAAAGGCCUGGUUUGACCGCCUCAAAGCUGUCUCUUGGAAAGCCUGUUCCCCUGACGAAAGUGGUCCAGAAUGACUCGUACACCGCUCCUCUGCCACCUCCUCUCACCCUCACUCGCUCGAGACCUUCGACAAAUGUAUCAAGAGCAGAGCAGGAGCCAGCUGAUGAUGUGCUGCCUCUGGAGCUAAAUCUGAGCCCAUUGGAGGGAACAAAAAUGACUGUCAAUAAUCUCCAUCCACGGGUGACUGAGGAGGACAUAGUGGAGUUGUUCUGUGUUUGUGGCGCUCUGAAGCGGGCGCGCCUUGUACACCCAGGAGUUGCAGAAGUUGUCUUCGUCAGAAAGGAUGAUGCCAUCACGGCUUACAAGAAGUACAACAACAGAUGUUUAGAUGGUCAGCCAAUGAAAUGCAACCUUCAUGUGAACGGAAAUGUCAUCACUUCAGAGCAGCCAAUCCUGUUGAGACUGAGCGACACCCCGGUGGCGAAGAAGCACGAGGUCCCCAGGGUCAAGCCCCGCCCGUCCAACCAGCCCCCCGCAGAAGUCGACCCAGAGACCGUCCUGAAAGCGCUCUUCCAAUCUUCAGGACCCUCGACGUCAGCCCAGCCCACUGCUUUCAAGAUCAAACUCUAACGUGCGAUCAGUGAGACCACCUCCAGACUCGACCACAGCCCAACUCCUCUGCCUCUGUCGUCUUCAUAGUUUCCUGACUUCCUUUGAGCCCCUUCCACCUGAUGCUGUCUGGAGCUGGUGAAGUACAGCGGGCAAUAGCUGAGGUGCCUGCCCUAUCCCGGAUACGUCGGUCUCUCGGCUCCUAUCCGUCAGCAUGCUGUCACUUGUCCUGCUCAGCCAGGUCACUGAACUUGCCUUUUAAGCCACCUGGUCGGAGUGCAUUCCUGUGCUGGCGAAACAGGUUGUUCCAUGGAUUAAUCUGAAUAUGGUGCUACCAAGGACGUUGCUCAUUAUCCCCUCCCUCUGGUCUAAACUGGCUGAGCUCUGUGGGAGGUGGCCUGAGUGACAGAUGUGGCAAUUUAACCUGCUGCCCUGCUCCCUCCUCCCCGGGUCCCAGGAGCUCCCCUUCCCCCCCCCACAGGGAACAGAGUCGUCAGGUCUCUGUGCUCCGAGCAGCUCCUCACUGCUCCCCCAAUUCUCACAUCUCCCCCAAACCGUCCAAAGUUUGACCAGGGAAAGGCAGCAGACUAGGUCAGUGCCCCCGGCAGGAAUAAACCUCACUCCCUACUUGCAUUCUUGAUCACCACUCCCUGUUCAUCCUCCGGGCGGGCCCGAGAGCAUUGCUGUGUGUGCUCCAGGUGCUGAUGUGAUGGGACUGGCUCCUGACCAGCUGCAUUUUCAUUUCAUGCUCAGUUUACUGCAGAGUAAAUCACAAGCCCAGACCUGGCCUUGGGCAAUGCUGCAGGAGCUGGUCUGCACCCCUCCACCCCCUCCCCAGCCUGCAGGCUCACCAGUAGAGCAGUGGUUCCAUCGUUGCUGGGGCAAGGCAGUGGAAUGGAGAUCACUGCAUUGCUGAGACGAAGCUGGUCGCUGCUGAGACUUGGCAAUCACGGCUGUCCCUCCCAAUUCCUGCACCCCUGUGUGCAGCCUCCAGCAGCACUGCAGACUCAGUUACAUUUGAGAUUCUACAUUAAAGUUUUACUUACCCCCAGAGAGUCUCUCCCUCCCUCUCCACUCCAGAUUUUCCUGUGUUUGUUUGGGCUGCUCUCCUCCUGCACUGUGAGGAACCCAGACUGCUGAAGGGGUGAGUGGCCAGGAACGCUGCUCUGAUCCCCUGUCCUGAGCCCUGGCACUCACACUACAGGCCCCAGCAGGACAGCUGGCUGCUGGGGAGGCUUUCUGCACUUAAUACAUGCAGUGAAAACAUUUGGUGAUUGCAUUAAAUAAGUUCGUCAGCCUCUCGUUUCGGAAGUGGGAGAAUCUCACAGGCUGACGAGUGUCCCUGCGAGAGGUAAAGGAGCUAGAAUGGAAAUAUUUCACAGGUACAAGGCCACGUGGGUGUUUAAAAGGGAAAACUGUUCAGCUUCACUACUCAUGCCUUGCAGAGGGAGGUCAUUGAAAGGUUGUAAGUCUGGGGUGAAUCAGCCCAUGUCUGAAGGGGUGAGUAGAUCCUUUAUGUAGGAGUUAGCUGGAUCCCUUGUGGAAAUGUGAGGAGAUCCUAUUGAAGAAAGUGUGAAUAAUUGUUCCCUAUUCGAUUAGAGUAAUUCUGUCAUUCUGGUCCUUUUGAAGGUUUUGCCCCCUUCAUCUUUGCUCCCGGGAGUUGAGUCCCAGAGGACUGCAGACUGGUGUGGAGAGACAUCCACCUCGGGCGUGAGCCCAGGCUCUGCACAUUGCCGGGCUGCUCAACUGCCGGACCUUCAUAGUCCAUUUCCCUAGAUUAAUUCCUGUUUGUUUUUGUUUCAGCUGUGAAUCGGUGUGGACUGGAUGAUCAUUUAGGGAUUAUACAGAGGGAGGAGGGUGUUAGUUUUAUUCAGAGUUUGAAAGAUGUGACAGUGUGUUUGCUGCCUUUGAGUGUCAGUAAGCUCUAUCUGGUGUAGUGUGUCAGUCCAUGGAAUGCAGCAGAACGUAGCUGGGUUUGAGGCAGUGCUGCUGACGGGGCUUGAUGCCUAGGACCAGGACACAGCACUCACUGUAUGAGGAAGUAGCAAGGGACCUAUUGUGACAAUGGCAAAUGGUUGUAGUCGAUAGUAGGGUAUAUAGUACUUGGAUACUGGCUGGUGUGCUGCGGUAAAUUACACGUGAACCAUUGUUAGAAUGAGAUGCAGACCCCUCCUUGUGUGGAGGGUGUAUCAGUGGGAGGAUUCAACUUCAAAAUGCCUCCAAUAUAUUGGUGACUGGUCAAAAAUGAAUCCAUUAUCUGCAUGUUCACCUUGAUUGGAAAGGGGACGAUAAGGAGGAAUGUGUGGAAGGGACUUUUCCCAGUAAGAGUCAGUGGUAACUGUGUGGUUCCCGUUGGGAAUGGACUGGGUCAAGAGAACAGACCUGUAACCCACUCCCAACAACUACACGUUCUCCCUGCUCCACACCCAGCUGCUGCCCCCAGAGACCCCCAGCAUCAGACCCCCAGUGCUCUACUGGCCCAUUGUGGCCUGCCCACUGUGUUGUCCAUGCUGGAGAGCAGCUGCUCAGAGACUAAUGGAGCUCAGAGUGGUGCUUGCGAUGUCAGGUUGGUCCAGGGUCACACUCAGACCAUAACUGGAGGUGCGUCAUCCACUGAGGUUGUGUGGGGUCGGCCUUAGCACAUUCUCUCCCAGUUAGGUUCACCUGAGCGCUGAUACUCCGGGGCAGCCCGGGGUGAGACAGCCGCGCUCUCAGCCGGCUGGAAGAGAUCCAAAGGCAUCACUUCAACAAGGGUGGAAUAUCUAUGUCUCAACCAAAGUCAUCAGACCGGCUCGUUCCCUCAUGGCUGCCUGGGGACCUUGUCAGUUGUGUUUCUGACAUUACCGUGAUUGAGUAGAUGUUGUCAUUGGCUGUGUGAUGCCCCGGGGUGUGCAGGAUGCCGUAUGUCUUGACGUGGUGGUGAAUGUUUUUGCCACGUCUGUCCUAUCCACCUUGACCAUCUCAUUCUGACACUGACAGUGUUCCAAUUUUUAAAAAAAAACAGGAGCAGUUUGCCGGUGACUGCUGUGUGAAAAAUCCCAGGGCUGUAACCUUGGAUGUGUUCCACUUGGGGCGGGGUAAAUUUGAUUGAAAUAUAAUUGUGUUGUUUUUUUAGAAAUAAAGCUCCCAGGAGUACUUGAUUUAGCUGGAGCUGUGUAUUAAACCCACAGAUCUUAUCAAACAUGUCCUGGAUGCAGAAUAAAGGCAGCGGGGGGUGAACACAGGCAGAUCCGUUCCCCUUGUAACACCAGGGGCAGUGCCCUGAUCAUUCUAACUUCACGCACACAACCUGUUCCAUGGAGUCGUGUUGUUGUGCCUGGACGGUGACCGUUGUAAGCAGGUUUAGCGUUUGACCAUUUUAAACUGUGCUUUGCGCACCAGGCAAGGACCAUGUCUGAUACAGACCAGCAUUGGUAGUCAGACAGGUUGUGUAAAUACGUUUAUCUUAAACAGUGUGUUCUGUUCCUCAUUUACAAUACAACCUAAGUAGAUAUUGUACAGAAAAUAAUUGUCAUUUGUCUUUCGUUCAUUCACCAACA
Pristis pectinata (smalltooth sawfish) is the source of this 4949-nucleotide messenger RNA. RefSeq names its product polymerase (DNA-directed), delta interacting protein 3 (gene poldip3). Gene Ontology annotation, cellular component: nucleus. Gene Ontology annotation, molecular function: mRNA binding. Gene Ontology annotation, biological process: mRNA export from nucleus. The record is from RefSeq and is a predicted model, not a curated record. NCBI's taxonomy places the organism in Eukaryota, Metazoa, Chordata, Chondrichthyes, Rhinopristiformes, Pristidae. Bases 136 to 1431 code for a protein of 431 amino acids. The transcript has 9 exons.